Messenger RNA from Protopolystoma xenopodis, 677 nucleotides. NCBI's taxonomy places the organism in Eukaryota, Metazoa, Platyhelminthes, Monogenea, Polystomatidea, Polystomatidae. The record is from the annotation of a GenBank genome assembly.
AUAAUGUGUAUGAUUUGACUUAUCCCAUCACGCUGCUUUUCCCAUUUAUGGCGUUGCAUACCCAUACUCCUGGACACUUGAAACAGAGUAAUAAGAGGCAUAAGGGUGAAAAAAAAUCCUUGAAGGUCCAGAAUAAAAAAUUGCGUUACCGAAAACAUGAUAAAAUAUUAUCUAAAAAUGAGCGCAAGCUUAAGUCAAAACAACUCCGGGAUGCCCGGACCUCUCUGGUUAAAAACUUGCUCACUUCUAAGGGUGAUUACGGGACACCACCUCUAUUGUGCGUACUUAUUCCACUUUCUGAAAGCGUUGAUACGGAAUUAGCAAAGCAUCUUCUUUACAAAUGUGAUAGUAGCUCCGUGCCAUUCAAUCCAUUUAAGGAUGAACCUUUUUCGAUUAGUAGAUAUCCUUUGUAUCUAGAUUCGAAACGCCUUAAAAAGCGACUUUGUCUGGUAACCGGGCGAUAUAAUGAUUUAUUCGAAUGUAUUGAUCUCACUCAUGUAGCAGAUUGGGUGAUUUUUAUCCUGCCUAGGGACGUUGAUGAGUUGAGGUCCGCAUAUUGUGAACAGCUUCUGACUUCAUUAUACAGUACUGGUCUUCCUGCCCAUUGUUUUACAGUUCUUUCCAAUCAAUGCUGCACUAAAUCACUCAAGAAAUUUCUGGAGUUAAAAUGUACCUGA